AUGAAGCUGUCAGCUUUUAUUCUAUCCCUUGCGGCUACCAGUGCUCUUGCCGGGAAGAACUGCAAAUGCCAGGAUCCUUCUGGCACUGGUCCUCAGUGGAACGACUUGACCAAGAAGGUUUGUGGCGAACAGCUACGGGGUGAGAGUAUGCUUUGCCUGGCAAACAAGAAGUACCACGGAGACCAGCACCACCAGUGCUCGAGCUCUUUGGGCUGCAUCGACAGUGGAGGUUUCAAUAACCGUUGCAAGGAACUUGGAGCAGCUGGAGCUUACUGCUGGAACUAA
Molecule: messenger RNA, 285 nt
Organism: Fusarium falciforme
Lineage: Eukaryota; Fungi; Ascomycota; Sordariomycetes; Hypocreales; Nectriaceae
Exons: 3
Coding region: 1-285 (94 amino acids)
Source: RefSeq, a predicted model, not a curated record